Trichosurus vulpecula (common brushtail) is the source of this 1940-nucleotide messenger RNA. It is a transcript of the gene ADPRHL1, whose product is annotated as ADP-ribosylhydrolase like 1. Lineage: Eukaryota; Metazoa; Chordata; Mammalia; Diprotodontia; Phalangeridae. Gene Ontology annotation, biological process: protein de-ADP-ribosylation. Gene Ontology annotation, molecular function: ADP-ribosylarginine-[protein] hydrolase activity; magnesium ion binding. The transcript is spliced from 7 exons. The coding region runs from base 99 to 1163 and encodes 354 amino acids. The record is from RefSeq and is a predicted model, not a curated record.
AGAAGAGCAGACAGAAAGCGAAGGAAGCAACAAAGGCUUAGGAAGAUUCAGCAGCUGUAAAAGCAAAAAAGAAAGUUAGCCAGGACACAGACCUCAAGAUGGACAAAUUUAAGGCUGCUCUGCUCCUGGGAGGUGUGGGAGAUGCUCUCGGUUACAGGAACAUCAGCCGGGAAAACAGUGUUUUAGGCCCAAAGAUCCAGGAAGAAUUGAAAGAACUUGGAGGACUGGACAAACUCGUGCUUUCAGCAGAAAAAUGGCCAGUGAGUGACAACACCUUCAUGCACGUGGCAACAGCAGAAGCUCUCACCACAGACUACUGGUGCCUGGAUGACUUGUACCGUGAGAUGGUAAAACGUUAUGUUGAAAUUGUAGAGAAACUUCCUGGGCGGAGGCCAGAUCCAGCUACUGUGGAAGGUUGCUUACAGCUGAAGCCAGAUAACUACUUGCUCGCCUGGCACACCCCUUUUAAUGAAAAAGGUUCAGGAUUUGGAGCUGCCACCAAAGCCAUGUCCAUUGGUAUGAGAUAUUGGAAGCCUGAGAGGCUGGAGACACUCAUAGAAGUGAGCAUCGAGUGUGGGCGAAUGACCCACAAUCAUCCAACAGGUUUCCUGGGGUCCCUAUGCACAGCUCUCUUUGUUUCUUACGCCAUCCAAGGAAAGCCGCUUGUGCAGUGGGGAAGAGAUAUGAUGAAGGUGGUGCCGAUGGCUGAAGAAUUCUGUAAAAAGACAAUUCGACAUAUGGCAGAAUACCAGGAACACUGGUUUUACUUUGAAGCCAAGUGGCAGUUCUAUUUGGAGGAGAGAAAAAUUGCUGAAGACCAAGAUAGUAAAGCCACUUUUCCUGAUCAUUAUGAUGCAGAGGAGAGAGACAAGACUUACAGAAAAUGGAGUUCAGAAGGUCGAGGUGGAAGAAGGGGCCAUGAUGCACCAAUGAUUGCAUAUGAUGCUCUUCUGGGAGCAGGGGACAACUGGACAGAGCUCUGCAACAGGGCCAUGUUUCACGGAGGUGAGAGUGCAGCUACUGGGUCUAUUGCCGGAUGUAUAUACGGCCUGCUCUACGGCCUGAACAAUAUUCCCAAAGGCUUGUACCAGGACCUGGAACACAGAGAGAAGCUUGAGAAUUUGGGCGAAGCACUUUACCGCAUAUCCACAGAAGAAAAGUAAAGCAGUUUCUGCCACUUUCCCCUUCUGUAGAGACUUACCAAGUCCUAUGGGUAACCCCUUAGUUUUCACAGUGCAGGCUAAAUGAGCUUUUUAUUUACAUAAUAGUGUAUGUGUGCAGUUUUCAACUAGCAAAGAGGUCCACUCAUAAUUGGCCACAGGCAAGCACGACCCCACAGCCCAAUUUCAAGGAUUUUCCAACAUCCUAAUUGCUGUGUGAAAUACAUUUUUGUCCUGUGAGAAUAUUCUUCUUUUAAAUUAGCUGAUCCAAACCCAUUUUAUUGUGGCAAUUAUACAUAAUUUGCCCCCACUCCAGCCUCCAAAGAAACCAAUCAUCUCCCGGACAACUGUGUAUUUUACUCGUACUGCAAAACUAAUGCUCUCUGCUCUGUUAUUUUGACAAAGCUAACGUCAAUGGCUAUCCUCAGAAAUGUCUCCUGUAGAUUGUAAAUUUCUUCCAUCACCACCAUUGGCUUUGCCCAUUUAGAUUUGCCUUUUUAUGAAUUGCACACAAGCAAAUUGAAUGCUCUCCAAAGAUUUAUUGAUAAAAUAUCAAUUCCUUCUUGGUGUGAUGAUGCUUCUGUGUUAUUGCUGGAGAUGUUUCUAUGAUGGGGGAAAAAAUUUCGUAAUUUUGUGCACUCAGGAUGCAGCCAAAUGACACUGUGUUUAACAUUUCCAGCCUGUGUUUUUAAUCACACUAGAUCUUCUAGAACAAACUCUUUUUUAAGCAACUUCCCAAGCAAACUAAGAAAUAAACGGCUCUCGUGUUGCUCACAAACA